Salvia miltiorrhiza (redroot sage) is the source of this 975-nucleotide messenger RNA. RefSeq lists its product as uncharacterized. Gene Ontology annotation, biological process: DNA repair; telomere maintenance. The record is from RefSeq and is a predicted model, not a curated record. Lineage: Eukaryota; Viridiplantae; Streptophyta; Magnoliopsida; Lamiales; Lamiaceae. Gene Ontology annotation, molecular function: DNA helicase activity. The coding region runs from base 1 to 975 and encodes 324 amino acids. The transcript has a single exon.
AUGCGGUUUGUCAAUCCAUCAAGUGCAUCCACCCUUUUUGGAGGCAAGACAGUCUUUGGAGGUGAUCUCAGACAGAUAUUGCCUGUUAUUCCAAAAGAAAGUAGACAAGAUAUUAUUUUUGCAACAAUAAAUUCUUCAUAUCUUUGGAGAUAUUGUAAAGUUUUACGGUUGACAAAAAAUAUGAGGCUUCAAAAUAUGGGUUCCAGUGUUGAAGCUAUGGAGUUGGAAGAGUUCUCUAAAUGGAUUGCGAGCAUAGGCGAUGGAACAAUUGGAAGUGCAAAUGAUGGUCAUGUCAACAUUGAUAUUCCGCCAGAUUUGUUUAUAAAAUGGUCAGGAGAUCCGAUCAAACACAUUGUUAAUACAAUUUAUCCAUCAUAUUGUGCUGAUAAUGUAGAUACAAGUUAUCUACAAGAAAGAGCAAUACUCGCUCCAACUAUUAAUGCUGUUGAAUCUGUAAAUCAAUAUAUGAUUUCUUUAAACAAGACUGAAGGACAGUUAUACAGAAGCUCAGAUUCAACUUCUAGAUCAGAUUCAGUCACUAAUUUGGUGCAACAGGUUCAUACUCCAGAAUUCUUGAAUGGCAUCAAAUAUUCAAGGGUACCAAAUCAUGAAUUAUAUUUGAAGGUGGGAACCCCAGUUAUGUUGUUGAGAAACAUCGACCAUGCAAAUGAAUUGUGCAACGACACGCGAUUGAUGAUAACAAGACUUGGUUAUCAUGUUUUGGAAGCGCAAAUUCUUACAGGAGAUAAUGCAGGUCAAAAAAAUUUGAUUCCAAGAAUGUCACUGACUCCAGCUGAUCCGAGAUUGUCUUUUAAGUUUGAUCGACGACAAUUCCCUCUAAUCGUCUCUUAUGCUAUGACAAUCAACAAAAGUCAAGGUCAAUCGUUUUCUCAUGUUGGUUUAUUCUUGCCAAAACCAGUUUUUACACAUGGCCAAUUGUAUGUUGCAGUAUCAAGAGUACGAAGUCGAGAAUGA